AUGUUGUUACGAAGGUAUUGCUUAUUUGAGGCAAAAAGCGCACUUUUCGGAAUUUACGCUACAAUUCCAACAAAAGAUGGUUCUGUUCUUCCAUUGAAUACAUAUAUGUCAACGAAAAAACCACCUCGUGCAUUGUAUAUUCCGCCAGCAUUAAGAAACAAUGUGAACGAUGAUCUUAUCAUUUCUAAUGAGGUCGGGAAACGAUCAUCUAUCUCAGAAUCUUCGAUGGCAUAUGUUUCUGUAAAUCAACAUACCGAUGACAUAGAACAAUGCUUCAAGUCACUGGAGCUUUCUGAUAAUUCCACUGAGGUAUAUAAUGAUGGCUCCAAGAAGAACGUUUUCAACCCAAAAGUAUUAUCAAAAAACGAGCAGUCUCUUGAUCACAAAACUGAACCACCAUUAAAGUUAAGUGAUUUUCAGCAUAUCCUUGAAUUGUAUAAUUUUUCAAAAGAUGUUGGAAAUUGUCAAUUAGAAUCUGAACUCGCAGGAUUUCAAGAUAGUGGAUUUUACCUAAAAUGGGUGGAUGAUGAACACUGCUUGGCUGUAUUUUCAUCUAACGAUGAAGCAAAUCGUGCACUGGCUCAAAUAUCAGGACUUUUUAUCAAGGCAAGAAAAAUAGACGAUGCUUCUUUAGCUAGUAAAAAGAAGAUUGCACAUUCACCUGGUGAUUGGUGUAUGCCGUAUAAAAAGCGCCCAUUAACAACUAGUUCAACAGCUCAUCGAUUAAUUUCAAGUCAUUUAGGCAUUGCGUCGUCUAAUAAAAAGAAAUCAAUUGAAGAUACGACGAGGGAAGAACAAAAUAAAGCUUUAUUACGAGAAGCACGUGCUCGUGCAGAAGCAAUUCGUCAAGCACAAAAAGCCAUAUGGGAAGGUGAUGACUAAGAAAUCAGCGGAUAGUGUGUGUAAACCUCUUAUUGUUGUACAAAAACUGUCUAUCGAUCUUGUCUUUAUUUUGCUAUGCAUUAUGCAUUUUUAACUUGUAUUAUUUCACUAAUUAUCAUUAAUAAUAUGUAAGCAGAUUUUGUCCCAUUGGUCCUUGUUUUUUUUCCUUCGGUGAUUUUUAUUCAUCCUAUAUACAUUGGGGUAUAAUAUUAUUGGUUAGUCAGUUAACAAAUACUAUGUCAACUAAACUGUUCAACUGUCAUAUAUAUUUAAAAAAAGCAACAACUACAGAUUUAGCAGAAUAAAAUGGUACCAUAUUUUAUUUUGUCGCCUUCUCUUCAGCUGCUUACAGGGCAAAAACAUUAUUAAAUGUAUCUACGAUAACAAUUUAACAUACUUACACAGAGUUCAUUUUAAACAGAAAUCAAUCGAUCAAUGUACACAUACACUAAUAAUAUAUAUAUAUAUAUAUGCAAUAUUGAACACAAUUCCGAGCAAUAAUAAUCAUACAAAAUGAAAACUUUUCAGUAUCUCGCAUUAGGAUGAAAAAUAUCCAGUUACCAGGGCAAAGAAAGACUGAUAACUGCUUCUUUCUGAACGCACAAAUCAGGUUUUAGGCGCUUGAUAGAAAAGGCUUCAGCAAACUAAAGGAGCAUUGAACUCUUUUGCUUAUUGAUAAUUUUGAAUGACUUUUCGACGUCCACUUCAUGAUCCGUGUCAAGAAGAUGCCUGGCGAUGGCACUGCCUAAAGCAUUUGUUCCCUUUAGACGUAAGCUUUUUGGUACAUGUUCAGAAAAUCGUAGAUAUGCUCUUCUUUCUGUUCUUCCAAUGUAACUGCUCCACCGCAGAUACAUGUAAAUUUGUAUAUACAGUUGGAGUUAACAUGAGAAGGAUAUCUAUCGAUUUUUGCCCUGUAAGCAGCUGAAGAGAAGGCGACGAAAUAAAAUAUGGUACCAUUUUAUUCUGCUAAAUCUGUAGUUGUUGCUUUGUUUAAAUUCAUUAAGGGGAACAAAUGUAUGAAAUGUCAUAUAAAAUCACUGAGACGUAAUAUUUUCAAUGGAUGCUUAUUUUUUUUGUAUUUUUGUAUUUAUUAUAAGUAAAUUCAUUAUUUAUUGUAUGUGAUGACAUUGUGUGGACAUAUAUUUUUUUUCUGCUGUAUAUGGGGGUAUUGUUUUUGUUGCUCCUCCCCCCCCUCCUGUCUUCUCCGCUGACUGACUUCCAUGUUAUACUUAUUUAUUUAUCCUUUCUGUUUUUGUUUUUUUCUAAACAAGCCUUUCAUAGAGUGAAAUAUUUUGAAAUCUACAGUAUUUUUAACGCCUUGAAUGAUAAUAAUAAUAUAUCUGAAGUGUAAUCAUCACUCACAGUAGAGAUCCCAUUAUUCUUAUAUGUAUAUAUCAUCCUAAUGUCAACUAGAUUCACUCAUGCGGCUUUUUAUAGUCUGAGUGAGUGAAUGAGUUGUGUUGUCCCACUGUGACCUAAACGACAGCUGACUUUCAAAUUGUUGUUUUGUGUUGGGUCAUGCAGUGUCUAUCAACGUUUGAAUAGCAACAUAUCAGCAUCAGCCUUCACACAACUAGUAUAAAUCAUUUCUCUCUGUAUGUAUGUAUGUAUGUGUGCAUGCAUACAAAUGUUCUCAUGGUUACUGAAGUGAACUGUUCCAUCUUUUUUAUUACCUAAAAGUCUACUAUGAUAUUUGAAUAAAUGCGGUAAAGUAUCAUGAACUCACCCUUUUUUUAGUUGUUUUAUUUAACCUACUUAUUAGUAGUAAUGUAUUGUGUGUUUUCAUUUAAGUAGAGAAUUUCCUUAUUCUUUGAUUUGUAAUGAAUAAUAUAUGUAUAUGUAUAUAUAUAUAUAUAUAUAUAUA
Messenger RNA from Trichobilharzia szidati, 2746 nucleotides. The record is from the annotation of a GenBank genome assembly. NCBI's taxonomy places the organism in Eukaryota, Metazoa, Platyhelminthes, Trematoda, Strigeidida, Schistosomatidae.